AUGGACGUGGACGCAAUUCAGCAAAUCCCUCUUUGCUGUCAAGAUAUGCCAGACAUUUUGGUAUGGCACUAUACGAGUAGUGGAUUAUUUUCAGUUCGUUCGGCUGGUCAUUUGCAAAUGAAUCUUAGCAUGCGGGAGACGCGGGGGUCUGGGUCGGAAAUACAAAAUGUUACUUGGUUUUGGAAAAGAGUAUGGCGCCUCCGCAUCCCAAGUAAGAUUAAGGUUUUUGCGUGGAGGUGUUGCUCCAAUAUUCUGCCGGUUAGAUCAGUUAUUCGGCGUCGACAUUUAAUGAUGGAGGAUAUGUGUGCUUGCUGUGGGGCUGAGGCAGAAACGUUAAUGCACUGUUUUUGGGGUUGUUUGAGUGCGAUGGAGGUGUGGCAACAAAGCCCGAUAUCGUUUGUGCUUGAUAAGGAAGCUGGUAUUGACUUUAUGAGCUGGGCAUAUGGAAUUGGAUGUUGGUUUAAUGAAGAUACACUGGGUUUGUCUUUCGUUGUUUGUUGGGGUUUGAGUUCAUCUCGAAAUCAAGCCCUAUUCAAUAAUCUCGUUCACUCGGCUGCUGCAACUGUUCAAAUGGUGUGUGCUUUGUUGAAAGAUUACGGGCGGACACAAUCCAAUUUGGGUGGGGUUCCAUUGGACCGUGAGAUUGAAGUGGAGACCGCCGGCUGA
This is a messenger RNA of Camellia sinensis, 666 nucleotides long. RefSeq lists its product as uncharacterized. The record is from RefSeq and is a predicted model, not a curated record. NCBI's taxonomy places the organism in Eukaryota, Viridiplantae, Streptophyta, Magnoliopsida, Ericales, Theaceae.